AGUGGGAAGUGGGGAAUGGGAAGGGGAGGGGAGCGCUCCGGUCUUAUCACAAGGAGGGAGGGAGCGUGCGGUUAACUCCACAUUUCCUCCCCGACGUUUCACGAAAUUGGCAAGAUGAGAGGGAGGCUGGAUUCUCCAUUACACAUGGUAGCAUAUAUAUUGAAUCCCAAAUAUAGUUAUGCUGAUUCAAGCAUCUUCAUAGAUGCAGAGGUUGUGGUUGCGUUUAUGGAAGUGAUGGAGACAUUUUAUUAUGAUGAUGACAAAAAGCAAAAUGUAGUGCUUAACAUGGACUUCACCAAGUUUAAGAAGAAAGAUGGCAUGUUUGGGAAGGUGACAGCCAUGAAAGCAAUUAGCAAUGCCAAUUUCGAUGUUGCUGAAUGGUGGGGAACUUAUGGACUACAAACUCCUGCAUUGCAAGAAAUGGCCAUACGAAUGCUCAACUUGACCACAAGUUCAUCCGGAUGUGAAAGAAACUGGAGCAUUGAUACGUCUCCGUCGUAUCUAUAAUUUUUGAUUGUUUCAUGCCAAUAUUCUACAACUUUCAUAUACUUUUGGCAACUUUUUAUACUAUUUUUGGG
Molecule: messenger RNA, 578 nt
Organism: Triticum aestivum (bread wheat)
Lineage: Eukaryota; Viridiplantae; Streptophyta; Magnoliopsida; Poales; Poaceae
Exons: 2
Coding region: 115-507 (130 amino acids)
Molecular function (GO): protein dimerization activity
Source: RefSeq, a predicted model, not a curated record